Chara braunii is the source of this 3561-nucleotide messenger RNA. The record is from the annotation of a GenBank genome assembly. NCBI's taxonomy places the organism in Eukaryota, Viridiplantae, Streptophyta, Charophyceae, Charales, Characeae.
CCGCGGCCGCGGCCGGUUUUUCGGCCCCGGCCGUGACCGGCUGUGCAACAUAGCAUAGCUGCGCUACUGGCAUGACUCCUAACCAACUGCAUCUUGGUUGGAAGCCUAGAGCCGCCUGUAAGCUAGACUUUUUGCUACCUAAGGGUCAAACAUCUGCAGCACCUGGCAACAUAGAGUUUGCUUUAAAGUAUGAACAGAUGCUGCAACAGGCUGUAGAUCACAUAAAGAAAGCUCAGGAUGCCAUGGUUGCAUCCGAGAACAAGCAUGGACGGCCCUCACAAGUUCAGGUUAUCUCAAGCUCCGAGGGGAAUAUCCUGGAUGACGAAACAGCUAUCGACGUUAUAUCGUCAUCGAAGGCGUUAUCGGUGGAGAUAGCAGAUAAGCAGAAGAUUGCCGAGAGGACUGAAGCGAAAAUCGACGAUGCAAGAAAAGGUUAUCUCCCUGUCGCUCAGCACGGUGCGGCGCUGUUCUUUGUAAUCUCUCACUUAGCGGUCAUUGCGCCCAUGUACCAGUAUUCUCUCACAUGGUACAUAUCGCUCUUCCUGGCAUCCGUGGCCCGCUCGGAGCGCUCCAGCGAUCUCUCAGUCCGAAUUAAUAAUUUGAAUGGACACUUCACCUACGCUCUGUACUGCCAAGUCUGUCGCUCGCUGUUCGCAAAUGACAAGCUCCUCUUCUCCCUCCUCCUAACUAUGACUGUGCUUGAGAGGCAGGGGAAGGUAAGCAAGGCCGACUUUCGAUUCUUGGUAGGUGGAGGAGGGAUGGCAAGCGGCGCGGACAAGAGAGGCAGAUACGGCAAAGGAGUCGCGCCAUUGCAGGGCAGAAUCAAUGCAGCUAACGAAGGGAUGCACGACGAGAAAAAGGAACGAGGAGAAGAAUCAGGUAAAAGCGCUUCGACUGCUGCUUCUGCUGGUGACAGGGGUGCCGAAGGACCUACAAUGGUCAAUCCUGCCUCAACGUGGUUGGCGGAUCGCCUAUGGUUAGAAGCUCAACAGUUGUCGACGAUAUUCCCUUCUCUUUCGUCGUUAGCCGCUGCCAUUGCCUCCAGUCCUGAUCAGUGGAAAGCCCUCUACGACAGCUCCAACCCCCACAAGAUGGCCCUACCCACGGUCACGAUCACUGUCAACGGAGGCGGUAGCGCAAGCGGGGGAGUGUUCCUUGGGGAGAAGUUGAGCAAGCUCGAGCGGCUUCUCGUCCUUCGCGUCAUUCGCCCGGAUAAGCUGGUAGCAGGGCUAAUCCUGUUCAUUAUGGAGACAAUGGGUCAGAAAUACAUCGAGCCGCCACCGUUCGAUCUGAAUCAAUCCUUCAGUGAAUCUACUUCCACCACCCCUUUGGUGUUUGUUUUGUCGGCCGGCACCGACCCGAUGGCGCUGCUGCUCCGUUUUGCCGAGUCCUCGCGGCAUCCCAUCCUGUCGAUUUCCUUGGGCCAAGGUCAAGGUCCCAAAGCUGCAGCAAUGAUCGGCGAUGCUGUGAACAGUGGUUCCUGGGUCGUACUGCAAAACUGCCACCUGGCAGUAAGCUGGAUGCCAACACUCGAGAGGAUCUGCGAAGGCAUUGUGUCCGAGAAGACGAACGCAGGGUUUCGGCUAUGGCUCACUUCUUACCCCAGUGAUCAUUUUCCCGUGACCAUCCUUCAGAACAGCGUCAAGAUGACCAACGAGCCCCCCAAGGGAAUGCGUGCCAACAUGCUGCAGUCGUACUGGAGUGAUCCAAUUUCGGACGAGAGAUUCUUCUGCGGCUGUACCGAUAGGGGACCGGUUUGGCGCAAACUUCUCUUUGGGCUUUGCUUUUUCCAUGCGUUCGUUUUAGAGCGCCGAAAAUUCGGGCCCCUGGGUUGGAACAUCCCGUAUCAGUUUACUGAAUCGGACCAGAAAAUUAGCGUCACGCAGCUGCAGAUGUUCCUGAAUGAGUUUCCGGAGACGCUUCCCUUCUCCGCGCUGCUCUACCUAACGGGCGAGUGCAACUACGGGGGUCGUGUGACAGACGCGCAUGACAGGAGAACCUUAAUGUCCAUCCUGUCAAUUGUCUACACACCGCACAUCCUUGACGACUUGUACCGGUUUUCCCCCUCAGGCAUCUACUACGCCCCGCCGGACGGCGAUUAUCAGUCGUACCUGGAACACAUAAAGACCUUCCCUCAUGUUGAUCAACCGGAGGUCUUUGGUCUGCACGAGAACGCGGACAUUAUCAAGGACCAAAAGGAGGCGAACGAACUUUUCACGUCCAUAUUGGCAAUUCUCAUGCAAAGCCAGGGGGUCGAGGCGGAGGAGCACGAGGCAGAAAGGACGCCACCGAGCGACUCUGCCUCGUUCUCCACUCUGGGAUCGGCAACAGCUGCAUCAACCGUUACGACAAGGGAGCAAAGGCUAACCGACUUGGCUGCUGACAUACUAAAUCGCAUCCCUCCUCCCUUCAAUAUCGAGCUAGUCUCUUUCUUGUUCCCAGUUCGCUACGAGGAGAGUAUGAAUUCAGUCCUUUGCCAAGAGAUGGUGCGAUUCAAUCGCCUCACAGAUGUCAUCCGAUCAUCAUUAUUGUCCUUGCAAAAGGGCCUGAAAGGGUUAGUUGUUAUGUCGGCGGACCUAGAGCGGCUGGGCAACUCCAUGUACCUGGGACAGCUGCCUGCUGCAUGGGCAAGCCGAUCAUAUCCCUCGCUUAAGCCACUCGGAAGCUACGUCGAUGAUCUCAUUCAUCGGCUAAAUAUGUUGGCAACCUGGAUGUCAGAGGGGGGGCCACCCACGUUCUGGAUAAGCGGCUUCUAUUUCCCGCACGCAUUUCUUACCGGAGUUCUACAGAACUAUGCCCGCAAGCACGCUAUCCCGAUUGACACCAUCGCCUUCGAGUUUGAGUGCAUGAAAGAUCCUCCUGAUCUUUCUCCGGAUGAAUUACCCAAGCCUCAUUUCAACCCGCCGGACAAGAAGGGCCAUUAUUAUAGAACAAGACCAGAAGACGGUGCCUACGUGGCCGGAAUGUUCAUUGAAGGCGCAGGGUGGGAUGCCAAUCACAUGCAACUCGCAGAGUCUACACCCAAGGUAUUGCAUUGGCCCGCUCCUGUCAUCUGGUUUAGACCAUGCCAGGUCCACAAGCGCCGAGAAUACGCCAAUUAUGCUUGCCCGGUCUACAGAACUGCUGAAAGAAGAGGGGUGCUCGCGACUACGGGCCAUUCAUCCAAUUUUGUAAUAGACGUCCUCCUUCCAACUCAAAUGCCACCGGAUCACUGGAUCCGAAGAGGCGUAGCGAUGAUUCUUUCCUUGAGCGAGUAGCAAACAAUCUCCGGUUCCAGAUUGAACGCAAUUUUGCUUCGUCAACGCCAUAAACAUCAAGUGGAAAAACUUUCACGACCAUAGUUUCCUGGUCUAUGUUGGAAACUAAGACGCUAGACGGGUUUUGUUUUGGACUUCUACUCCGAGCCUCAACCCUGCCUCCCUUUCUCGAUGACAUAUGCAAAACGGGAGUGGGCUUUAAGAGGCUGUUUGCAAUCUUAUAAAUUGACAAGUUUUAAUUAUCCAUUCGAUUGAGACAGAAAGGGCAUGCAUAAGUGACUCUAAAUCAAUAACAUAGCAUACC